GAGUUUGAGUUUGUGAUUUAUCAGAGAUUUGCAUAUGUGGGCUGAAGAUUGGGAUUAGGAUCAAGAUUCAGAUUUAGAUUCUUUUUGAGUUGGGAAGUUUGUGGUUUACUUUUUGUUUUAGGGGAGAUUUGAAGGGAACGGUUGUUUCUCGAGGACUUGAUCUCGUCACAUACUUUUCGAAUCCGAAUCUCGAAUCUAAAGAUAAAAGACAAAGACAAAGACGAAGGAAAGAGUGAAAGCAUUAUACGGCAUAGAGAGAUUUGUGUCGUGGAUUUUGAAGAGGACUUGUGAGAGACUGGGAAGAAAUUGGACGAGAUUCUACGUUUGCAUCUCGGUCUGCGUCUAGUUCUGAGAUUCUAGUUUCUGCGAGGAAGAUUCAUUUGGUGAGGGAUACGACGGAGUGUGAUUUGGUGGAAUACGAUUCGAUUCGAUACGCCACGAUACGACACGAUACCAAACGAUAAGAAGACGCGGACGUGAAUUUAGAUAAAUAUCUUGGGAUAAGGAAGAUUAUCGAAUACUGGGUGACGGGAUCAGAUUUGCGAGAAUCUAGAGAUUUCUGGGAGAUUCAAAGAGAAAAGAUUUCGAGAAUUGGCGAAGUGGGUUUAUUGCGAUAUUUAUUGCGAGAAGUGGUUGUAAAGACGCAGAAGGAAUAAAAGGGAGAAGAAACCAGAAGAUUUCUGCGAACAACAUAUAUUUGAACCACUCUCUUCACCAUCAGCGGAAUACGUUUACCUACCUGUCUACCUACUCUGAUCUGUCCCGAUAUUCAGUCUUCCACGCAUAUAGAUUUUCUUCCAAAUAAUUCAUCGACCCCGCCAUAACAAUGGCGUCAACUUCUACCCCUCCAGUCGGCCGAACACAAACCCGGCUUCAAGGACAAGCACAAACGGCUCCACAGAAUCGCGGAAGUUUAACAAUCACGCAAUCACAAUCGAACACCAAUACACCGGUUUUACGUUUGAGAGGUGCGCCGAAUACAGAAAGUGAAAGUAGUGUGGAUGGAGCAACGGGUUUAGGAAGGGGAAGGAGGAUUCAGUGGGCGGAAGAUGUGGUGGAUAAUGAAGGGUUGGGGAGGAAGAAGAGUAAAGUUUGUUGUAUAUACCAUGCUCCUCGACCCAUCGAUGAAUCCUCGGAUGAAAGUUCGAGUGAUAGCGAUGAUAGUAGUAGUGAUGAUGAUGACGGGGGUGCAAAACCUUCUGGGGGUGGAGGGAAAGGAGGUGGACAUGGACAUGGACAUGAUCAUGAUCAUGGAGAUGGAUGUGGACAUGGGAAGGGAAAGGGAAAGGGUAAAGAGAGGAAAAGAAGUCCGAAUGCUUAUGAAAGGCAACCGAAUUAUAAGGGGAAGGGAAAAUGAUCAUUAUGAAUGGGUUGGGAAGGGAAUGGAAACAGGGAAGAGGAAAUGGCAUUUCAUUCGGGUCUUGGUAUGACAUGACAUUACUUGAGAAUGACUUUUUCUUCUUGAAUAGAAUAGAAUAGACUAUGGGUCA
Messenger RNA from Botrytis cinerea B05.10, 1490 nucleotides. RefSeq lists its product as hypothetical. The record is from RefSeq and is a predicted model, not a curated record. Gene Ontology annotation, molecular function: protein serine/threonine phosphatase inhibitor activity; protein phosphatase 1 binding. Lineage: Eukaryota; Fungi; Ascomycota; Leotiomycetes; Helotiales; Sclerotiniaceae. The transcript is spliced from 2 exons. Gene Ontology annotation, cellular component: nucleus. The coding region runs from base 827 to 1357 and encodes 176 amino acids.